GCUUACACUCCAGCGACCACGAGCUUCUACAACCCUAACACCAGCCAGCCAAGUAUUCUUUCGACCUAAAGUGACGACAACCAGACGCUUGACUUAUUACCACACGCCCUUUCGUUCCCCCAUCUUUGAUCAUGACGCUCGCUGAGGAAUUCCGCUCGAGAAACUUCAGUAUCUACGGACAAUGGACGGGAGUGGUGUGCAUUGUCCUCUGCAUCGCCCUCGGCAUUGCCAACAUCUUUUCUUUUAACGCGGUCCGCAUCGUCUUUAGCAUCAUUUGCCUUGUUUCCGGAUUUAUUCUCGUCUUCAUCGAGGUGCCCUUUCUGCUCAGAAUAUGCCCUACCUCCGAAAAGUUCGACACCUUUAUUCGACGUUUCACUACUAAUUGGAUGCGCGCCGCCAUGUACGCCAUUAUGAGUGCUCUGCAGUGGGUCAGUCUUGUCUCCGGUGCGUCGAGCUUGAUCGCAGCAGCUGUUCUUCUCCUUCUCGCAUCUCUCUUCUAUGCUUUGGCGGGCUUGAAGAGCCAGGAGUUUGUUGGAAGCAAGACAUUGGGUGGUCAAGGGAUUGCGCAAAUGAUUGUCUGAGAGAUGCCAAUAUGAAAAGUGGCAGACGAUGCCUUGAGGUAUGUUCGGCCCCUAGAUAGCUCGUCUCAACACACUUGUGCCGACUAGCAACGCUCUUGGUGCUGACGGUAAUACCUUACAAGGGAUAAUAACCAGGCCGAGGAAAUGGGUAAAUAAAACAGGAGCCGCGCGGGGUAUGGGAGGAAAGUGUUUGUGUUGAAUGUGCCAUGAUCACGAAUUGAUAUCGUCCUCGACGACGCUACUAACCGGUCUUUUGUACUUUUAUUUUUAUAUUGGGUGGGUAAGAAGAGAAGAAAAGGGAAAAAAAAGAGAAAAGGAAGGGAAAGGGGAAGAAAAAAAAUAUUAAACUACCACAACUUCUUAUGAGGUUUUAGUCGUGUGUGUUUUGGAAGUGAAUUUGGUCGAGUUGCCUUCGCGCUGUACUGAUUGAGGGUGCUUUUCGUUGCUUUGUCGUUUUAUUUUUGCCUUUAUUAUGCCUGCUGAUCAUCCUGCUGCCUUACAUCACGCUUUAGACGAGUCCUGUAUCCUUACAAGUAUACCUAGCGAGAAUACCCUUUUAGCAUCCUGGCGAUGAAUGAAAUGAUAUGAAGGGGUGAAGGUUAAUUGUCGCGGUUCCAUGAAUUCAGUUAGGUAGAGAGAUGAUCAGGGAAAUUGAAUAUGUUUAUAUUGAAA
Messenger RNA from Aspergillus alliaceus, 1253 nucleotides. RefSeq names its product Tvp18 family protein. Bases 132 to 581 code for a protein of 149 amino acids. NCBI's taxonomy places the organism in Eukaryota, Fungi, Ascomycota, Eurotiomycetes, Eurotiales, Aspergillaceae. The record is from RefSeq and is a predicted model, not a curated record. The transcript has 4 exons. Gene Ontology annotation, cellular component: Golgi membrane. Gene Ontology annotation, biological process: vesicle-mediated transport.